AAAUCGAAAACGUCAAACAGUUACCCUCGACAUCCUAACCGAGACGACAUCGGUAACGGUAGACAUCCCUAACAUAGUCAUUCUAGUGCAUCCAACAAUGACUGGGACACCAAGUGGAAACCAAGUUUCAGUGGUCUUCGGUGCGAAUAUGCGAUUCUGAUACAAUGUUGUGAGUGUGCAAGAAGAAAAUAGUCAAGAUAUUUGCCGAGAUUAUUAAUUAAGGACUAUGCAAGAGUGUUCACGUUCAUACGAAAACGGUAAUUAAGGAUCCCGUUUAAAUGGUGGAUUAUUACAACUACAAAAUGUUGGGCAAAGAGGAUUUCGAGCCGCGAUCCCAAUCGGAAUUGACGAAAGCGGAACUGAGGAAGAGCAACAAACCAAUUAUGGAAAAGCGGCGACGCGCUCGAAUCAAUCAAAGUCUCGACGAACUGAAGACUCUUAUACUCGAUGCAAUGAAGAAAGACCCGACUAGACACUCAAAACUGGAGAAGGCUGAUAUUCUCGAGAUGGCUGUGAAGCAUAUACAAACGGUGCACCGGCAGCAAUUGAGCGCGGCCAUCUCGACCGAUCCAGCGGUGCUAACUAAAUUCCGCACUGGAUUUUCCGAAUGUGCUACUGAAGUAUCGCGGUACGUCAGCCAGCUCGAGAACGUCGAUCCUGUCGUCAAGCAACGAUUGGUAUCGCACUUGAACAACUGCGUGAACAAUCUCCAGCAAAUGGCGCCGUUCUACAACCACUACGUGCCCUACAUGCCGGAACGCCUCUAUCCGGAAGUAAAGGUCGGUUUCCAGAGCGAUUUCCAGAAUGGGGAUGAGAAUAACAACGGCAGCGCGAGAAUACAGAUACCGAACGGGGUGCAGCUGAUUCCCAGUCGGCUGCCGACGGGCGAACUGGCGCUGCUGGUGCCGCAGUCAGCCAACAUUUCCGCGAAUUUUCCUUUCUUCCCACCGGCCCCCGAUUCGGCCACGAGGAUCGGUCAACCGUCGGCUUUCACCGCGGUUCAAAGGCCGCACAGCCCGUUGCCGAGCCCUUCGACUUCUACGUCCAGCUACGGCGACGAGAGCCAUCAUUCGGAGCAUUAUCCGCAAUCUCUGUCGCCUAAUCAUCAGCCGCAACGUCACUUCAAGUUACCCGAGCAGAGCCCCGCGUCUUCCAAAAGCUUCUCCUCCUCGCCGGAGACCCAGAGGCCGCAAAUCAGUUCCACCAGCGACCGAAAGUCACCGAUCACAUUCGCCGAGCCUAAAGUCGUAGAUAAUAACGUCGCGCCUGCUAGGAAAGAUCCGAUGGAAGGCUCGGCGAGUGCGCAUCGUCUCGCAACGCACAUUCUGCGACAACCUCUUUCGGUGAUCACGGAUAAGACUUACAAUCGCGCCCCGAAUUCUUCGAUGUCCAGACUAGACGAUUUAAAGAAACGUUACUCUAACGGACUUUUAGCGAUUUCAAAUAAGAGACCGCGAUAUCAAGAAGCCACUAGUUCAACUUCCUCAAUGAACCACACCGAUACGCCUAAAAAUACGAACGAACAGAUCUCUGUCGCUGUGACAGAAGAAGAUCCGGAAAGCUUGAAUUGUCAGGCUUCGCAGAACCCUAACUCUGACAAAUUUUCGAUGAAUUUGGCGGGUCCUUCCGGUACUAACGGUGAUAUGUGGAGACCUUGGUGAUUAUCCAGCUGCUGGUCGCCGCAAAACUCAAAUACCAGUAAUACUUUAAGACUGACUGAUUUGUUUGGAAAUCUUAUAAGAAAUCUUAUAAGUAGUAUUAAACGGAUUUAUUUUUAUUCUUUAAAAAAUAUACUUCGCGACAUGUGUCACGUAAUUACAUCGAAAAUACAUUUUGUUUUGUCACUCGCUGAUAAUCUAUGGACAUGAAUCGCAAGAUUUUAACAUGGCUCGGGUGAUAUGUAGCGUAUUUGUAAGUGGAGCCGCACUUACGUGAGUAACUCGUUAAGGAGUAGUUUAUCGAGGAUAAAUAAGAUUACCAGAGAAUACCGAGAACACGUUGAGAAAGUAUAAUAGUGUCACGAAUAUCGUUUUGUAUUAAAUCAUAAAAUGACGCAAGAAACUCUGCAAGAAAAAAAAUAUAUUUUAUAGAGGCAAUAUACGCUACUGUAUUCCUUGACGCACUCUAUCUUGUAUCCUCGUUACUCUACGAAUACUCAUAAGCUUUAAGUAGGCUAAACAAGAUUCUUUUAAUAAAUCCGUGAUGAUGAACUGUGAAUACCCUUGUAAAUAUUUCAAUUUUUAUUUAAUUAACUAAAUACCCUGUCUACCAUAAUUUAAUUUUUGUGUACCAUAAGUAUUAUAAGUUUCAACAUUAUACGAGUGACGAUUUUUCGAUAAUUCACAGUGGUCAGUAUUGUCAAUUAAGAUAGUAUUAAGAGUUUGUGAUAAAAAAAAGUAUAAAACAUUGAAAUAGAACUCUCAUGAAAGACA
Messenger RNA from Odontomachus brunneus, 2432 nucleotides. It is a transcript of the gene dpn, whose product is annotated as protein deadpan-like. The coding region runs from base 279 to 1661 and encodes 460 amino acids. Gene Ontology annotation, biological process: regulation of transcription by RNA polymerase II; anterior/posterior pattern specification; regulation of neurogenesis. The record is from RefSeq and is a predicted model, not a curated record. Gene Ontology annotation, molecular function: RNA polymerase II cis-regulatory region sequence-specific DNA binding; protein dimerization activity; DNA-binding transcription factor activity, RNA polymerase II-specific. The transcript has 3 exons. Lineage: Eukaryota; Metazoa; Arthropoda; Insecta; Hymenoptera; Formicidae. Gene Ontology annotation, cellular component: nucleus.